Molecule: messenger RNA, 2703 nt
Organism: Sinocyclocheilus anshuiensis
Lineage: Eukaryota; Metazoa; Chordata; Actinopteri; Cypriniformes; Cyprinidae
Product: protein FAM149B1-like
Exons: 17
Coding region: 1-2151 (716 amino acids)
Biological process (GO): cilium assembly; protein localization to cilium
Cellular component (GO): mitochondrial ribosome
Source: RefSeq, a predicted model, not a curated record
AUGUUCUUGACUUUGGCGCUUUUGCGGAAGGGAAUCCCAGGAAAGCAGUGGAUCGGGAAGUACCGUCGACCGCGGGUAGUCACCUGGCAGAUAAGACGUAAUGUGAUGAAACGCCUGGAACAGGAAGCCGAGAAUGAAUACUGGAUCAGCCGGCCAUUCAUGACGCAGGAACAGGAGCAAGGCCACGCAGCACAGAGUCGUGGUUUGUCCCGCAGCUGUCUGGACCAGCAUCCUCUUCCAGAGGAGGCAGAUGAUGAUACUGUGCAUCCGUCCAGACUCCUGCAUGAUCUACAGGAGGACAUGUCCUCAUACAGCAGGUCUGAGGAGUCCUCUGCAUCAUCCGUCAGAUCAGGAUGUCAGACACUCACCACAGAUGACACAGCUCAGUCUUGGUCUGGUAUCCAUAGUUACACGGGAACUGGCAUCUCUACAGAACACAGCUCUGUCUUCUCGUGGGGCUACGAUGAAUUUGAUAAAGCUGCCUCCAGGCAGGUCCAGCAGAUGUUUGAAGAGAUUGAAGAACUGUUGUAUGAGAGGAAGUGUGAAACACAGCUCAAAGGCCUUCAGGAAGAGUGUCAAGAGUGGGCUUCGCGAUUCCCUCAUCUACGGAUCCUCGGAACACAGCUGGUGUGUCCUACAGAUGAAGGAUUCCAGUGGUACGCCACACCAGCUCUUGUGCCCAUCCCCUCCAGUGGCGGCCAGAGCAAUGAGAAAACUAAUGAGUUGUAUGUGCAGGGUCGGAGGGCAGUUUUGUGUCAGCCCACUUUGGAGGUGACCCACCCUCAUGCCAUGCCCAGUAGUAACAAUGGAGAGGAGUUGCCCAGGGUGAUCGAGGCCGAGGGGCAGAUAGAAGAGUAUCUUGCCUUUGAUUGCAGGGAUCUGGACGAGGAAUGGGAACGUGAGUAUGUGAAGAGACGGCGGAGGCGCUGGCUGCCCCCUGUCUCGCCUUAUCGCUGUCGUCGGGAGGCGGUGCUUGAUCUGCUGUUUGAUGACGUGUGGUGUGAGCUCAUCGGCUGGAUGGAGGAGCUUGUACGUAGACAUUGGGAGGGUUUUGUGUCAGAUGAUGAGAAGAAUACUGUGGCCCUCAGCCCUGCCUGCCCUGAUACCCAGAAUCCUUUUCUGCUGCUGUCCAAUGUCUCAACAGUGCUUCCUCCACUGUCACAGACCAGAACACAACAGCUCACGGCCAGCUUGCAGGCUCAGAGCUCAAAGUCAUGGGGUUCAAAGCACAAGUCAAGACGGAAAUCCAAAAAGCAGAGAAAGUCAUCGACAACCAGUCGAGUACCUGUAGGCUCAACGGUUGCCCAUCACAAUCUCAAUGACCUCAUCAUGAUACAUGGCAUUCCACUGCAGCAAAGGAACCUGGGAACACUGGACCGAAUAGCUCAGGACUCUGAGGAGAAAGUGUCUCAUCGUCCCGGCUCUAGUGUCAUUCCUACCAGUAAACCUCGGCCCCGUCGUGCACUGGAACAAAGCACAUCCUCUUUGACCCGCCCCCCUCAGUCGGCACGGCGACGGAACCCGCCCCCUCGCACUCUAAUGCCAUUGACGUCCACUGUAACACAGCCCAUCACAACUGGCUCCAUGGAAGAGGUGGUUAGAGGCACAAGAUUGACGACCGCCAGUGAUCGUUUGGCCUCACCUCCAAUGCCUCUCAGUAGAAACACACUCCUCCCUCCCAUUGGCACAGGAGACGCAGACCACACAUACUCCGGACAGCACUCACGGCUUAUGCAGAAGCAAAGAGGCUCCUCGAGUCGUGCGCACAGUGCAGUGACCGACAAGGGUGUCAGUCUGCAGCCCAGAGACAAACUGCAGCUGCUGGAUGUGUUUUCCAGACCCAACACCACACACACCUUUAGGUCAGACACCCCUUAUCGCCGUUCAUUCACUGGAAUAGACAGCAUCGGGCAGGGACGACCUGGCAGAGCGUCUGUUGGUGUAGAUUCUCUGGGAAUUGGUGUGACUGGAAUCAGUUUGGGCAUCAGCAGCUCCUCCUUCAUAGACUCAUUUUCCCAUCAUCCCCUUGGCCACUUCCCCAUCGAGCAUGAGGAGGAGCCAGAUGCAAAAGCUCCACCCCCAGUGUCUGUUCCAGCACGUUCCCACAACAGAGGCGGUUCGACGGCACGCAGUAGCAGACCAGGGCUUUAACACAAAAACACAAUCUCCAUCACCUUGAACCAAACUCACCUCAGCACUGACCCAACUUUUCUUCAGUACUGACAGACGCUUUAUACGUCUGCUGGACUUUUGUAUGACACGCCGUUUGGGCGUGGACUUUAUUUAUGACCGCUGUUGUUAUUAUUAGUAAUAUUGUUAUUCAUGUUGUUGUUUGAAAUUUUCUAAAACCCUAUUUUUGUAUAUUGGACUAUUCAGCUUCAUACAGCUGCCAAAUACAGGAAACUGUCUUUCCCUUACAUCUGUAGAUGUACUGUACAUGCUGUACUGUAUGGAGUAACUACUUUUGGUUUUCCCUAAAGACGGCUCUAUGAAGCCUACAUGGAGUUUCGAUGCAGGUUCAUUCAAGCAGGGUAUUUUAAAUUGCCUGAAUGUUGGCGCACCGGAGUGUUCAGGACCCUAUUGGAUUGUGGAACCUGCUAUAGAAGAUUAUAAUAUCUAUAUCCUAGAUGGAUGUUCCAUUGUGAUGCAAUUCCAACAAUUUCAUUCACGAUCAUGGACAAUAGGGAAACAGCCUGGAGAUUU